CUCCUUCUGGUUUAGUCCUUGGGCUAGUGUGAAAGACCACGCAGAAGCUAUGGAGUCGCUUUUCUGUACUUGACAAAAAUGCCUAGAUAGAAGACAGGGAUUCCCGGCUGGGAGGAGGGAGGAAAGCUGAAGAACCCUGCCUGGGCUGGCUGACCUAAGCAGGCAAAGUGGGAGCUGAGUGCUCGAAAGAGGAUUAUGCUGGCACUAGAAAUGAGCAGUAAGUGAGCGAAUAACCAUGGUGGCUUAGAAAAGGUUUAAUCCCCGUGGGGCUAUGGGGUGAACUAGAAAAUAUUGCUUAAUGCUAGAGUAAAACUGUAAGAAUUCUGACUCUGUGUAGAGUUGUGUGCUGUGUGGAGACUAGGGGUUUCAGUACAGAAUCAGAGCUCUUAAUUCCUCCUCCCACUUUCGGAAAAUGCCAACACGGUAGUUGGGGAUAUAGUCUCCUUCCCUGACUUAGUUUCUUCCCAGGAAAAUGUACUACUAAAUCAGAUAAGGAGUUGGGAUUAAAUUGGAAAGGUGGAAUUUGCUAUUGGCAGAAAUUGCGAUUUUGAAUUGUGUUCUGUGAGUGCUAAAGUUUUUAUAUCAAUUAGCAGUGAUUUGCUAAUCACCAGAAAGUCUGGAGUGGGGCAUUAAAAAGGGAAAACUGAGAGUUUUAAUGACAAACAGGCUGAGUCGACCAUAUAUGGGGGAUGAAAUAUAAAAAUGUAUAUAAUUAAUGAUAGACUUUUUUAAAAGCAUUAAGCUAGAACAGCAGUCAGGGAACAUAGAAGUGCUUGGAUAAAAAUUACUUAAAAAAGAAGAAAUUUUUGUUUCAAUGACUUCUUGUGCUAGCCAAAAUUUUCACAAUGUUUACAAAGUCAAGGCAAUGAUUCAAGGAUCCUUCGAUUAUUGUCGUACAUUAUAAAUACUGUUGCUGGGCAAACUCUGUGGUUCUCUGGUCAGCAAGUUCUGGCAAUGAAGCCACUGCCGCUGGUGCAAAGAAUUCUGGGAUGUCUGAGAGUAAAAUGGAUGGAAGGACCCACAUUCCAUCUCUACUUAAUGUCCUUUCGUCCAGAAAUCGGGUCAUGCAAAUGAGCUACUUGAAAAGUAAAGAAAAAGGAUAUGGAAAACUAAGCAGUGAUGAAGACCUCGAAAUAAUUGUUGAUCAAAAGCAGGGAAAAGGCUCUAGGGCGGCAGAUAAGGCUGUUGCCAUGGUGAUGAAGGAGAUACCGAGGGAGGAGUCUGCUGAAGAAAAGCCCCUCCUUACUAUGACAUCACAGCUGGUGAAUGAACAGCAAGAAAGCCGACCCCUCCUGAGUCCCUCCAUCGAUGAUUUUCUCUGUGAAACCAAAUCGGAGGCAAUAGCAAGGCCAGUAACGUCCAACACAGCUGUAUUGACCACAGGCUUAGAUCUCCUUGACCUGAGUGAACCCAUCUCUCAAACCCCAACCAAAGCCAAGAAGUUGGAGGCCUCAUCGAAAACCUCAUCCCUGAAGAAGAAGGCGGAUGGAUCUGACCUCAUCGGUGCGGACGCUGAGCAAAGAGGCCCGCCUCUCCGAGGCCCAGAGACGUCUUCCCUAGACUUAGACAUUCAAACACAACUGGAAAAAUGGGAGGAUGUUAAGUUUCAUGAUCGAACUAUCAAGGGUCAUCCAAUGGCAGAGAGAAAAUCAUGCUCAUCUAGAACUGGUUCCAAAGAACUCUUAUGGUCCUCAGAGCACAGGUCUCAACCAGAGCUGAGUGGGGGAAAAAGCGCCCUGAACUCUGAGUCGGCUUCCGAGUUGGAAUUAGUGCCUCCAGCACAGGCUCGACUGACCAAAGAACAGCGCUGGGGAAGUGCAUUACUCUCCAGAAACCACUCCUUAGAAGAGGAAUUUGAAAGGGCAAAAGCAGCAGUGGAGGGAUAUUACUUCCACACUGAAAACCCCUUCAAGGACUGGCCUGGAGCAUUUGAGGAAGGCUUGAAAAGGCUGAAGGAAGGGGACCUGCCAGUCACCAUCCUGUUCAUGGAGGCAGCAAUUCUUCAGGACCCUGGAGAUGCAGAGGCAUGGCAAUUCCUCGGGAUAACCCAGGCAGAGAAUGAAAACGAACAAGCAGCUAUUGUCGCCCUCCAGAGGUAGAUUAAGCUAAAUGCAAAAUUAUGGGCCCGGUGGACACUUGUUAAUGGAUUUCCUGUUGUUUCAGAUUUGUCUUUUGACCCUUAAGUACAUUGUAAAGAAUUUGGCCAGGAUAAGUACUGAAGUGCCACAUUUUACUUGCACUUACUGUGGAAAACAAGAACUUAUGAAGAAAUAAUAUUCCUAAAUCAUAAUGUUUUGUCACCUGCAAAUCAAUUGACCUUCAUUGGCUC
Hipposideros armiger (great roundleaf bat) is the source of this 2329-nucleotide messenger RNA. It is a transcript of the gene PEX5L, whose product is annotated as peroxisomal biogenesis factor 5 like. Gene Ontology annotation, cellular component: cytosol; peroxisomal membrane. The coding region runs from base 990 to 2099 and encodes 369 amino acids. Gene Ontology annotation, biological process: protein import into peroxisome matrix, docking. The transcript is spliced from 10 exons. Gene Ontology annotation, molecular function: protein binding. The record is from RefSeq and is a predicted model, not a curated record. NCBI's taxonomy places the organism in Eukaryota, Metazoa, Chordata, Mammalia, Chiroptera, Hipposideridae.